Colletotrichum lupini is the source of this 777-nucleotide messenger RNA. RefSeq lists its product as uncharacterized. The record is from RefSeq and is a predicted model, not a curated record. The transcript is spliced from 2 exons. Lineage: Eukaryota; Fungi; Ascomycota; Sordariomycetes; Glomerellales; Glomerellaceae. Bases 1 to 777 code for a protein of 258 amino acids.
AUGGACCACCCUAAAGACUUCCGCUCGACGGUCCUGCAGGCGCCCUCCCGUCACGAUGAUCGCGACGACGACCGUGAUCGCGACCGCCGCCGCCAUCGCGACAUCAUGAAUCCCGCGCCCGGCAGCACGCGCCAUUCGGGCUUCAACUUGCGAUCGCCUACCCAGUCCGAGUACCAUCACCCCCCGCACUCUUCCUACUCGUCGCCCAAAGCAGCCUCGUCGACGUCCCAUGCGCUCCCGCAUCACUCACCGCGAUCCCAUCAGUCCGGCCUGUCGCAUCCGAAUCCUUACUCCUCCUCGACGGCUGCCGGCGGUCCGCUUGCGCCCUCCUCGGGAGCUGGACAUCAUCAAGCUCCGCCGUUGUCGCCGUUGCACCCCCCGAGCGGAUACUACCCGCCACCCGAGUCGCAUCAGACGCGCGAGAAGCCUGCUACGAGCAGCUACUACGAUCCGUUGACUGACACUACAAGAGAAAGGAGGGUGUCUGACGCAGGUUGGAACAUUAAUGCGGCCAAUGGCUCGCCCAAGGUAAGAGAUAAUUCCGUAAUCUUGUCAUUCAUGAUUCAACUACCACGGUGGCAUCGCAUUGGUGUAUAUACGAUGCGAUGCUGCCUGGUGUAUUCCCGUGUUUGCUACUGCUUCUUGUCCUGGCUCUGUACCAUCCUUACCCAUCGUCACCUCCCAAGAAGCUCCUCCAUGCUAUCAUUCCAACCUUGGCUUCCCCUGCUGCUCUUCCUCGUGUACCGUAGCAUCCAGCACCAGCAGAGACAGCAAUAG